GUGAAGAAAAGCCAACAAAAGUCAUCUGUUCUCGAAGUGUUUCGAAAAAGAUGGUCGCAACAUUUGUGUCAAAAGCGGAUCAUAUUGCAACAAUUCCUCUUAAUGAGCAAAGAACUGUUACCAUCAUUUGUUUGCCAAAAGUCAUCACCGAGCUUCAAAAAAUGAACCCCGAAAGAAGAAUCAUCCUGCAUCAAGACAAUGCAAGCUCGCACACAGCCCAAAAAAACAAGGCAAACAUACUAAAAUAUAGGAAGGCAGGAAGAAAACGUGGAAUUAUUGGACCAUCCUCCAUAUAGUCCCGAUCUAAAUCCUAACGAUUUCUUUACUUUCCCGAAAAUUAAAAACAGACUGCGUGGUCAAAGGUUCCAG
This is a messenger RNA of Acanthoscelides obtectus, 369 nucleotides long. The record is from the annotation of a GenBank genome assembly. Lineage: Eukaryota; Metazoa; Arthropoda; Insecta; Coleoptera; Chrysomelidae.